GCAGCGUGCGGAGCCUCCCUGGCUGCCCGUGCAUCUAGGGGUUGCUGGGACCUGGCAGCCACUUCCUGGGAGCCGCAGGUUCCCCUGCAGGCUGUAAUAAUGAUCUCUGUGCUAUUUCCGCUGCUCUUUGGAUAUGUCCUUUCACUGCCAGACUGCCCGCAGAAGUGUUUAUGCACCCCUUCUCUAAUGGAUUGCCGCCGUGCCAAUUUAUAUGAAGUUCCACAUGGUAUCGCUCAAAAAACAGAAACAUUGAUCUUGAACGACAACCAUUUAACCCUCAUUUCUCCAGGAGUGUUUCAGCACCUUCUCAAUCUCACAUUCCUUGGUUUAGCCAACAACAAGCUGUCACUUCAGAAUGACUCGUUUGACAAUAUCGGCAAGAGCGUCCUCUCUCUGGAUCUCUCUGGGAACAAUUUCACAGACUUGCCAUCAAACUUGUUCAGGAACACAAAGAAACUGGUUUGGUUAAACUUAGCUGAAAACAGAUUGGGUCUUCUGGACAGUACAAUUUUCAGCUCCCUAGAAAAACUCACCUAUCUCGACCUCUCUAAUAACAGGCUGAAGAUGUUUGCACCCAUGUUUGUGGGGCUUUCCAAGCUUGAUACCUUAAUGCUGGCCAGUAACCAUCUCUCCACCAUACCACAAGGAGUUUUUGAUCCCAUUCCUAACCUUAAGAUCCUUGUUCUGUCCCACAAUGAAAUAAACCAUUUGCCUGAGGGUUUGUUUGACAACCUGAAGAGUCUUAAUGACUUGCUGCUAGAUUAUAAUAAUUUUACUGAGAUAUCACAUGCUAUAUUCACAACCCUCCACAACCUAGAACAUUUUUCAAUUUCUAAAAAUAGAAUCCAAAAUAUUCCACCUCUCUUGUUUGCUGGCAGGUAUACCUUACGGAAACUUGACUUGUCUAGUAAUUUACUCUCAGAGCUGCCUUCGGACUUCCCUUCAGGGUUGGAGCAGCUGGAAGUUCUUAAUUUAUCUGCAAAUUGUAUUGGUAAUGUUCCCAAAGAUCUAUUCGUAAAUAAUACUAAGCUAGAGUUUCUGCAUUUGGACAAAACUUGUCUCCAGACUCCACCCAUUUUUUCAGGCCUUCAAAAUCUGAUUGAAUUAACUGUAUGCUGUAAUGGCAUAAAAAUCUUACCAAAAACAUUCACUGACAAUAUGGCUAAUUUGGAACUAUUGGAUCUCUCCCUGAACAAUAUAAGAGAAAUAGAGGAUGAUGCAUUUAAGAUGAACCAUAAUAUCACAAAAGUAAUUUUGAUUGGGAAUCCAGUUUGCACAACUGAACAAUUGAUGCAUUACUCUUUUAAAGGACUAGACUGUAGCAGUAAAAAUUAA
Emys orbicularis (European pond turtle) is the source of this 1335-nucleotide messenger RNA. Its product is annotated as insulin-like growth factor-binding protein complex acid labile subunit. The record is from RefSeq and is a predicted model, not a curated record. The transcript has 2 exons. Lineage: Eukaryota; Metazoa; Chordata; Testudines; Emydidae. Gene Ontology annotation, molecular function: protein binding. Bases 100 to 1335 code for a protein of 411 amino acids.